This is a messenger RNA of Cyclopterus lumpus (lumpfish), 1095 nucleotides long. RefSeq lists its product as uncharacterized. The record is from RefSeq and is a predicted model, not a curated record. The transcript is spliced from 6 exons. Bases 28 to 603 code for a protein of 191 amino acids. NCBI's taxonomy places the organism in Eukaryota, Metazoa, Chordata, Actinopteri, Perciformes, Cyclopteridae.
AGAGAGGAGGAGGAGGAGGAGGUAUAUAUGUGGCAGAGAGGAGACAACCUGCUGCAAUUGAAGAUGUUUCUCCUCUUCGUCAGGACGUCUGCUGUCUCUCUGCUCCUCUUCCUCGCCGCCGGUGGGCUCGUUGCCGCGGAGGAGCGAGGACUCACCUGUCGACAGGAGAUCCCCGCCGUGCUGAUCCGAGACCUGUGGAGCCGCAACAGACAGCUGAUCACCAAGCUGCCGAAGGAAGAAAACUUCUCCAGGAGACGAAGACUUUUGCCCAGGUUCCGCACCAAAGGUCCUAAGCGUCUGAUUGGCUGGCUGGAGAUUAGGGAGUUGAUUGACGUCUACCAGAGGAGUGUGUUCACCCGAGGGGUCGUCCAGAAGCUCCUCCCCCUUCACUACGCCGACCUGCUGCUCCGCAUCCAAAACACACUGCAGCACUGCGUCUCUUCUCCUAAACCUUCAGCAUGGUUUGAAAUCAUCAAGAAAGUGGAAAGAAAAAUUACAAAGAGGAGGAGGAGGAGGAGAGACGAAGGAGCGCUGAAGGCCGUCGGAGAGUUCAUCUUCAUCCUCAGGUGGAUGGAUGAGCUGACUGAGCACCACAUCCUGUAGAGCAUCUUCAUCACCAUCAUCUUCAUCAUCAUAAACAUCAUCAUCAUCCCCAUUAUUAACAUCAUCAUCAUCAUCUUCAUCCUCAGGUGGAUGGAUGAGCUGACUGAGCACCACAUCCUGUAGAGCAUCUUCAUCACCAUCAUCUUCAUCAUCAUAAACAUCAUCAUCAUCACCAUUAUUAACAUCAUCAUCAUCAUUGACAUCAUAAUCAUUAUUAACAAGCUCAUCUUCAUCAUCAUCAUCAUUAUUAUCAACCUCAAAGGUCUUGAAUCCAUACUCUUUUUUCAAAGUAUUGUUUCGUAUUUUUUAUAUUUUAUUCGCAUUAAUAUGCUUAAUUUAAAAAAUAAAUAUUUAUUGUAUUUGUGUAUUCACUGAAGUUUAAAAAAAAAUACUUGAAACUUGUGUGUUUGGAUGAAAGAAGAUAUUUUAUAUGAAUUAAUAUUUUAUUUAUGUAAGUUUUUCAAUCCUGGAAUAAACUAGAUUGUAAUCUUC